This is a messenger RNA of Exophiala oligosperma, 2608 nucleotides long. RefSeq lists its product as hypothetical. The transcript is spliced from 2 exons. Bases 448 to 1833 code for a protein of 461 amino acids. NCBI's taxonomy places the organism in Eukaryota, Fungi, Ascomycota, Eurotiomycetes, Chaetothyriales, Herpotrichiellaceae. The record is from RefSeq and is a predicted model, not a curated record. Gene Ontology annotation, cellular component: membrane. Gene Ontology annotation, molecular function: ATP binding; ATP hydrolysis activity; ABC-type transporter activity.
CACGGGUCGACGCCACGAUUUCCGCGACUACUGUUUUCGGCCAUCGACCUUCGAGUACCGAAUCCAAGGUCUCUCGUCGGUCUGGACUUGCAAAGGAGCACUGACUUACUGUUUGAUGCUUACGAAUUUCUUUUUCAACUUUCAGUAUCACAAAGAGAUUUUAAGCUUUUUGAUUACCUUCAUGUUCGGGGUUUAUCGAAUCGGUAGUCGCAUUGUUGCGCAAGCCUUGUAUCAACCGGGGAACAGCAUUUCACUGGUGAAUUGACCCUCAGGUAGUAGGCCUAAUUCUGUGGGCAAUGCAUAAUCCAAAGAUAUGAAACCCUUGUACAGGGCAAUCUCUCCUGUGUUUUGAUUUCUAUAUCAGCAAUGCACCCCCGUGUCUCCAUUUUGUGGCUCUUGAAUUCUUCUUCGCUCUAUGAUCUCACCUAAGCACCCUCAGGAGCAACCAUGCCUCAGCAAAUUCUCACACACCAAUCCGACGCGUCCAGCAAUGCGGUCGACACCAACAUCGAUCUCGAGAAAGGACACGAGCUCCACCGCCAUUUGACAAACAGUGUUGUGACCAGCUUUUCCUGGGAUGCCGUCAGCGUCACGGUCAAAGAUCGAAAGUCUGGACAACCUCUCAAGAUUCUGGACUCAAACCAUGGCUGCGUCAAGGCCGGCAGCGUCCUGGCCUUGAUGGGCCCAAGUGGUUCCGGCAAAACAACCCUCCUCAAUGUAUUGGCCCAUCGCACCUCCACCAUGAAGGGAGAUUUCGACGGCAAGAUCAUGAUCAAUGGACAGGUUACCAACCAACAGUCGAUUCGCAAAGUGUCGAGUUAUGUGGAACAGGAAGACGCAAUGAUUGGUAUCCUCACGACGCGAGAGACUGUCGACUUCGCUGCACGGUUGUCGCUCCAAGGGACUUUGUCCAAGAAAGACAGAAUCGCCAGAGUCGAUGAACUCAUCGAGUCCUUUGGUCUUCAGCGCCAGAAAGAUAUUAUUGUGGGCACACCACUUCGCAAAGGAUUGAGUGGUGGACAAAAGCGCCGACUCAGCGUUGCCAGCCAGCUUGUCACAUCCCCGCGCAUCCUCUUCCUCGACGAGCCUACCAGCGGUCUUGACUCGGCUGCGUCUUUCGAAGUCAUGAAUUACAUCAAGCAGAUUGCCAAAGAGUACCGCCUGAUUUGCAUCGCAUCCAUCCACCAGCCCUCGACGACAACAUUCGAUUUGUUUGACCAAUUGAUGCUUCUUUCUGAAGGCCGCACGUGCUACUUUGGCCCUCUGGCCGACGUCCAGGCCUAUUUCAACCGAAUCGAUCGACCUAUCCCGGUCCAUACCAAUCCAGCCGAAUUUCUCCUGGACCUGGUCAAUGGCGACUUUAGCCAUGGGGGCGAGGACAGUCCUGCGAAAAACGAGCUCAAAUACAUCCAAGACGCGUGGUCAUCAUGCACCGAAUGCAAGCAAGUUAUCAACGAGUGCAGCUCGAUCUUGGUAGAUGGAACGUCGUCGCCAGUGCUACCGUCUUACCACCAGAAUAGCCUGGCAUUGUCCUGGAUCCUUCUUCACCGCAACUUCAUCAAAUCCUACCGAGACAUCAUUGCCUACGGCACCCGCGUAGUCAUGUAUUUCGGUCUGGCCAUCAUGAUGGGUACGGAUUAUUUGGUUCUUGCACGAAAUUUGAUCCUUGCUGACAUUGGUUUCCCCCCUAGGUACUGUUUGGCUGCGGCUCUCUUACGAUCAAUCUUCGAUCCAACCCUUCAUCAACGCGAUCUUCUUUGGAGGAGCAUUCAUGUCGUUCAUGGCUGUCGCCUACGUUCCCAGCAUCAUCGAAGACCUGCAAACAUUCCGUAAAGAGAGGGCGAAUGGUCUCUACGGCCCGUUGCCAUUCACCAUCGCCAACGCGCUCGUCAGUAUCCCUUGGCUCUUCCUCAUCGCUCUCAUGUUCAGCAUCAUCACAUACUGGCUGGGACAUUUCAGACCAACGGCAGGCGGCUUUUGGAUGUGGGUGUUGUGGUUGUUCCUCGACCUCCUUGCCGCCGAAGGCCUCGUGGUUCUCGUGUCGAGCAUCUUCCCGAUAUUUGUCGUCAGUCUCGCCAUCACUGCGUUCGCCAACGGCCUCUGGAUGUGUGUCGGCGGGUUCCUUGUUCCUCUCGGCACCUUGAAUGUGUUUUGGAAAUACGUCUUCCAUUACAUCGAUUAUCAAAGCUACGUGUUCCAAGGAAUGAUGGCAAACCAGUUCAGAAGCACAAUCUGGAACUGCGACAAAUUGGCAUCCGGAUAUCAGUGCAUGUAUACUAGUGAUCUCGAAUCCGAGGGCAAAAUUCGCGGAACGGCCGUACUACGGGCCUACAAGUAUCCCUGGUCUGACGAUAAAAUCGGGGAGUGGAUCGGAAUCAUGUUUGCCAUCAUCUUUGCGUAUCGGAUUUUGGGAUACCUGGCUCUGGUUAUCAAGAAGCACUAGAGAGAACAGACGGCGUGUCCUCUUGAUUUGGUGUUACUCUGCCAUUAGAAAAAGGAGCAGGACGUUGAGGAAGAGAAAAUUGAUGGGAGUGUGUUGUUUUUGACGAAGCAGAAUUGUCCUUACAUAGAGUCCUAGACAUGCAAUAAUUAAUAGAAUUUCAGUUUU